AUGGGCAGCAAUGAAGCCAGCAACGUAUCAAAAUUCUACAACAUCAUCAAUGGCGAGAAGCGCUCCGCCGCUACCUUUCACCAGGUGACUGACCCGCGCACCGAGCGGCCGCUGUGGAAUGUGCCUAUCGCAACCCCAGAGGACCUGAAUGAGGCAGUUCAGGCGGCGAACAAAGCUUUUCAGACAUGGAAAAAGACCACAAUCCCCGAGCGCCAGGCAGCGCUGGCCAGGAUGGUCGAGGUGAUUGAGGCCAAUGCGGCGGAGCUGGCUGACCUCGCGAGGAGGGAGACGGGCAAGUCUGUGCUGCUGGGUCAGAUUGAAAUUGGGAACACGACGAGGCAGAUCAAGGUCAUCUGUAAGUUUCUUCCGACCAGGCCUCUCGAGGACCACGUGCAGCACGAAGAUGAACAGGUCAAGAUAAUAGCAACUCACCCGCCCCUCGGCGUCGUGGCCGCCAUCUGCCCCUGGAACUUCCCCGUAAUCCUUUCUACCCUCAAGAUUGCGUCGGCCCUCAUCACGGGCAACUGCGUCAUCGUGAAGCCCUCCCCCUUCACGCCGUACGCUGUGCUCCGCAUCGUUGAGUUGUGCCAGACCGUCCUCCCGCCCGGUGUCUUUCAAGGCCUGCACGGUGACGCGGACCUUGGCGCCCUCAUGACCACCCAUGCCGACAUCGCCAAGAUCUCUUUCACGGGCACCAUCGCCGUCGGUAAGAAGAUUAUGGCCGCCUGCGCAGGGACCCUCAAGAAGCUCACCCUUGAGCUCGCUGGCAACGACGCCGCCAUCGUCCUGCCGGAUGUCGAUGUUGCCGAGGCCGCCGCCAAGACCGCCACAGGCAGCUUUUUCAACGCGGGCCAGAUGUGCGUCGCCACGAAACGGGUCUACGUGCACGAGGACAUCUAUGACGACUUCCUACAGAAGUUCAAGGCCGAGGUCAAAGAGAAGUAUCGCAUCGUCGGCGAUGGAGAAGCCCCGUCCUUGUUCGGCCCCGUGUCGAACAAGACCCAGCUGAAGACGGUGAAGGGUAUGCUUGCAGACGCGGAGAAGAGAGGUCUGAAGACGGAGAGCUUUGAGGAGACGGUUCCUGAGAAGGGGUACUGGGUCCCCGCCACUGUCAUUAUCGAUCCGCCUGAGGACGCGCUUUGUGUGCAAGAGGAGCAGUUCGGACCAAUCAUUCCCAUCCUGAGAUGGCGUGAUGAGGAGGAUGUCCUCGCGCGUGCUAAUCUGGACAACGCAGGCCUUGCGGCGGCCGUAUACUCCAAGGACAUCGCCCGGGCCGAGAGCUUCGCGCGGAGGCUUGAGUGCGGCUCCGUGUACAUCAACACGUUCGAGCUGCCCAACGAGAACGCCUUCUUCUCUGGUGUCAAGGACAGUGGGUUGGGAGGCGAGAUGGGCAAGCAAGGGUUGUUGAGCUAUUGUUAUACGCAAAGUAUUCAUUUCUCAAAGAUUUGA
Messenger RNA from Cryphonectria parasitica EP155, 1449 nucleotides. RefSeq names its product aldehyde dehydrogenase. Gene Ontology annotation, molecular function: aldehyde dehydrogenase (NAD+) activity. The record is from RefSeq and is a predicted model, not a curated record. Lineage: Eukaryota; Fungi; Ascomycota; Sordariomycetes; Diaporthales; Cryphonectriaceae. The coding region runs from base 1 to 1449 and encodes 482 amino acids. The transcript is spliced from 3 exons.